AAUACGCAUGCGCGGGUGGCGUCACAUCCGCCGACAGACCCCCAGUCUCCGGAAGGAGCUGUAGAAUAGUGGCGGCGAUUUCUGCGUCCAUCAUCUGAGUUUCUUCCCUGCUGGAGGAGUGGGCUAAGCCGUGGCGACAUGGUGGAGGAGGUGCAGAAGCAUUCUGUACACACACUGGUGUUCAGGUCAUUGAAGAGGACCCAUGACAUGUUUGUAGCUGAUAAUGGAAAACCUGUGCCUUUGGAUGAAGAGAGUCACAAGCGGAAAAUGGCAGUCAAGCUUCGUAAUGAGUAUGGUCCUGUAUUGCAUAUGCCUACUUCAAAAGAGAACCUCAAAGAGAAGGGACCUCAGAACAACGCAGCAGAUUCAUAUCCGCAUAAACAGUAUCCUGCCAAUCAAGGACAAGAUGUUGAGUAUUUGGUGACAGGUACACAUCCAUAUCCACCUGGACCUGGUGUUGCUCUGACUGCUGAUACUAAGAUCCAAAGAAUGCCAAGUGAGUCAGCUGCACAGUCCUUAGCUGUGGCAUUGCCAAAUCAAGCCAGAGUUGAUGCAAAUCGUACUGCUCCUGCUGGAAAUGAGUACCGACACCCAGGGGCUUCUGACCGUUCCCAGCCCACAGCAAUGAAUUCUAUGAUUAUGGAAGCUGGCAAUACCAAGAACUCUGCAUUAAUGGCUAAAAAAGCCCCUACGAUGCCCAAACCCCAGUGGCACCCACCAUGGAAACUCUACAGGGUUAUCAGUGGGCAUCUUGGCUGGGUUCGAUGCAUUGCGGUGGAACCCGGAAAUCAGUGGUUUGUUACUGGAUCUGCUGACAGAACUAUUAAGAUUUGGGACUUGGCUAGUGGAAAAUUAAAGCUGUCGUUGACUGGCCACAUCAGCACAGUGCGGGGUGUGAUCGUAAGCACACGCAGUCCUUACUUGUUCUCUUGUGGAGAAGACAAGCAAGUGAAGUGCUGGGAUCUUGAAUAUAACAAGGUUAUACGGCACUAUCAUGGCCAUCUAAGUGCAGUGUAUGGUCUGGAUUUGCAUCCAACAAUCGAUGUCCUGGUGACCUGUAGUCGAGAUUCAACUGCGCGGAUUUGGGAUGUAAGAACUAAAGCCAGUGUACACACGUUGUCUGGACACACAAAUGCAGUUGCUACCGUGAGAUGCCAAGCUGCAGAACCACAGAUCAUUACUGGAAGUCAUGAUACCACAAUACGAUUAUGGGAUCUGGUAGCUGGAAAGACAAGAGUGACAUUGACAAAUCACAAGAAGUCGGUCAGGGCUGUGGUCUUACAUCCACGACAUUACACAUUUGCAUCUGGGUCUCCAGAUAACAUAAAGCAGUGGAAAUUCCCUGAUGGUGGCUUCAUUCAAAAUCUCUCUGGUCAUAAUGCAAUUAUUAACACGCUGGCAGUCAAUGCUGAUGGAGUACUUGUGUCUGGAGCUGACAAUGGCACUAUGCACCUUUGGGACUGGAGAACUGGCUACAACUUUCAGCGAGUACAUGCAGCAGUACAACCUGGGUCUUUGGAUAGCGAAUCAGGAAUAUUUGCUUGUGCUUUCGAUCAGUCGGAAAGUCGUUUACUAACAGCUGAAGCUGAUAAAACCAUUAAAGUUUACAGAGAGGACGAGACUGCGACAGAAGAAACUCACCCAGUCAGCUGGAAACCAGAAAUUAUCAAGAGAAAGAGAUUUUAGUGGGCACUGUCUUCAUGGUUGUCCUUUUAUUCAUAGUUUGGCGCUUAUGAGGAUGUCCAAUCAUUUGUGGAAGCUUACUUGGCGGAAGUCUUGCUGCUUUGUAUUUUACAAUAAACUGCUCCCUAUGUCCAU
Messenger RNA from Phodopus roborovskii (desert hamster), 1818 nucleotides. RefSeq names its product pleiotropic regulator 1 (gene Plrg1). Bases 139 to 1686 code for a protein of 515 amino acids. The transcript is spliced from 15 exons. Gene Ontology annotation, molecular function: protein binding. The record is from RefSeq and is a predicted model, not a curated record. Gene Ontology annotation, biological process: mRNA splicing, via spliceosome. Lineage: Eukaryota; Metazoa; Chordata; Mammalia; Rodentia; Cricetidae. Gene Ontology annotation, cellular component: precatalytic spliceosome; catalytic step 2 spliceosome; Prp19 complex.